CGUUACUAUGCCCUAAUUAGUUUAUAUAGUAUGUGCAAUAUGCUUGAUAUUUACUAAAAUUAUUGAUUCUAAGGAUGAUUUAAAACAAAGGAAAUAUUCUGUGCAAAAUAUAAGGACUUCGCUUUCUUAAAUGAAACGUUUUCCAGUGAAUCCAUAAUUGAUAGCGUCCUUGCUAAAAAGGGACAAACAUUGAGAAGAUCUAGUUUUUAGUAUUUACAGUGAAGAAUGGAGGUCACUAGAGAGCAUACUUUUGCCGUCGUGUUCUUGUUUUGUCUUCAUAUCAACAGUUGUUAUGGAAUAUAUUCAGUUGAUUUACAGUUUACGUCAUAUAAUUGUGAUGAGGACGCAAGACGACUAACAGAGAGUAAAUUUUAUAAUUUAUCAUGGAAUGGACAAACUUCUCCUAAACUAUGUGAUUUUAGUUUUACUGGAGGAGAGUUCAAUAAUCAUAGAUCGUAUGAAGUCUGUUUUGAGUCAUUGCUAUUUGAUUUGCCGUCUUCUUCUGGUAAUGUGGAGCUGCAAGUACAAAAUAAAACGGGAAGUGAAUGGUCAUAUACUAGUGCUGACAGAUUUAUAGAGAAAACCUGUGUAAAACAGGCAUACGAGUUAAGCAUGUCCAUUAUUUUACCAAAUGGAUAUACAGAGCCAACACAAAAGACCUAUCUCAUCAUUAAAGUGACAGCCUCUCGUUUAGAAGAAGAACCAGCUGUAACAGUCUCCAGCAUUAUUUUAACUGUGUUUUCUGUUGCGAUAUUUAUUGGGUGUGCAUGUGGUAUGUUUCGCUGUUUUAAGUCGGAUACGGGACCUAGUGGCGUCCUUUCAUGUAUUGGUGAAGCGUUAUCAUAUUGUUUGAGAUGUAAAUGUUUUGGUGAUUGCAACUGUAGAGACAAUUUAUCAUCAUGUGACUGUGACGAUAUACUCAAGCCCUGCGGAGAAUGCUGCUCUGCAUGGGCGGGAUGUUGUACAACACUCGUGUUAAGAGUGAGAGGCGAGAGUCCUCAAAAUCAUUCGUCGGAAACGACAGAAAUGGAUUCAAUACCACAGGAGCCGGAACAGAUUAGCGUGUCGUCUUUAAUACUUGAACCUACCGGACCGCCACCGAAUUACCAUUCAUUACAAGGAGAUCCAUUAGCGCCUCCUCCAACCUAUGAAGUCGCUACAGGUUAUAAACUACCUUCAGCUCCUCCGAUCAAGUAUUAAAUAUUAUAAUACAAUCACCCAUGACGAGAAAGAGAGAGAGCGAGCGACAAAAAAAAAAUAGUUGUGUAUUGUGGCAUCUUCUAUAUAUAAAAACUAUGAUGACAUGA
Mytilus californianus (California mussel) is the source of this 1307-nucleotide messenger RNA. RefSeq lists its product as uncharacterized. The transcript has 7 exons. Lineage: Eukaryota; Metazoa; Mollusca; Bivalvia; Mytilida; Mytilidae. Bases 226 to 1200 code for a protein of 324 amino acids. The record is from RefSeq and is a predicted model, not a curated record.